AUGAUUAUCAAUCGGUUAGCAUUUAAAGCACCAUGGAAUGUGGAAACUAAAGGUAGAGGAAGUGAGAAGAGUAAUGAUGGUAAACGUGGGGAAAAUAAAGAGGAAGGAAGUGAAGAAAAAGAAGCAGUUCAAGUAGAAGCGGAAGUAGAAGAUGAUAAUAAAGAUGCUAAUAAAGAUGCUAAUGAAGGAGAAGCAGGAGAAGCAGGAAAAGGGGAAGAGGAAGGAAAAGAAGAGAUGAUGAUAAUGAAUUCAACGAGCUUUUACUUGAGAUGUUUAGAUGCAGCUAGGAAGAUAUUAUUAUUAUCAAAGUACCUCUCAGAUGGAAUGGAGCAUUUGACAAGUUUUUGUUUAAUGUAUCCAAUCAGCGCAGUUACGACGAUUUUCAGUUCAGUAGUCCAGUAUCCUACGUCGAUGACAGCAUUUGAGGAUAUUAAGUUGAUGAUCAAUUGUUAUAAUAGGUUUUUUGAUUGUUGUCCGGAGAGUAUCAAGUUCCAUUUGGUUGAUAUUGUUAUCAGGUAUAUGAUUAAGAUAGCGAUUAAGAUAUAUGAGCGAGAGAAUAAGAAUGGGAAGAAGAUUAAUGUUGAAGGAGCUAUAAAAUCUUUGAUAAAUUUGCCCAAUGAGUCAAUUUAUAAGAUAAUUGAGAAGAGGAAGAAAAUGAAAUUAAGGUCUAGUAUUAUUUUAAAUGAAAAACCAGAAAAACCAGAAAUAAAUGGAAAAAGUGAAAAAAGUGAAAAAAGUGAAAAAAGUGAAAAAAGUGAAAAAAGUGAAAAAAGUGAAAAAAGUGAAAAAAGUGAAAAAAGUGAAAAGAAUACUGAUAACAUAAGCAAUAAAAUGAAUAAAGGAAUGAAUGAUGAAAUGAAUAAUGAAAUGAGUGAUGAAAUGAAUAAAAAAUCAUUACAAGAAAAUGGAAAAUUGAAUGGAUUAAGACUAAAUGGGAAAGAGCCCUCCAAUGUUUUCAAUAGAAGCGAUAAUAAUUUUGACAACUAUGGUAACUGUAAUAAUCGUGACGAUUAUAACACUUCCUUCAAUUACAAAUUUGAUAUUAAUGGGUUGAUUGAUUUGGAUAGCCUACUUUCAUUUGAGACAUUUUUUGAAAAGAAUCCAGGAGAUACUAACCAAGAGGUGGGAAUGAAUGAAUAUGGAAAGACGAAUACAGAUUUGAACAAGGAUUUGAACAUGGACAUGAGCAUGAAUGAUAUCUACAACAGGUAUUUCAUUUAUCCGGCUACGAAAGUCGGUGAAGGUUUAAAGCUCAACACAAAUGGCGAUGGGCUGUCAGAUCAGGAUGAAAAGUCGAACAGAGAACAGAAUAGUGGCGAUGACAAUUCUCGAGAACACAAAGCUAAAGAUAAGCAUUCUGGUGUCAACCACAAUCAGAACAAUAGUGGCAAAAGCUUUGGAAGCAGCAGCUUUGACGCGACUGGGUAUGGUUACUCGCCCAGCUUCAGUGUUGAGUCAGCACAGGACGGGUUGUAUGAGGGCAUGUUCAACUUGCCCAACUUUGUGAACGAAGACAUGCUUAACAAUGAGCAAUUUGGAUAG
Ascoidea rubescens DSM 1968 is the source of this 1542-nucleotide messenger RNA. RefSeq lists its product as uncharacterized. The transcript has a single exon. Bases 1 to 1542 code for a protein of 513 amino acids. The record is from RefSeq and is a predicted model, not a curated record. Lineage: Eukaryota; Fungi; Ascomycota; Saccharomycetes; Ascoideales; Ascoideaceae.